Messenger RNA from Saimiri boliviensis boliviensis (Bolivian squirrel monkey), 2084 nucleotides. NCBI's taxonomy places the organism in Eukaryota, Metazoa, Chordata, Mammalia, Primates, Cebidae. The record is from RefSeq and is a predicted model, not a curated record.
CUUCUCAUAGCACUUCCGGCCAUAGCGUAAAGCUUCGCUGCUAGACAGUGUGCGGGCGGUGCCGCGGCUCAGAACACCUGGUCUCUCGGCGCGCUGAUCUUAUAUUUUGGAUUCUGGGUAUAUUAUAAUGAGUGACACAUUGACAUUGGAUGUCAUUGGUCGAAGAGUUGAAGUUAAUGGGGAACAUGCAACAGUACGUUUUGCUGGUGUUGUCCCUCCUGUGGCAGGACCCUGGUUAGGAGUAGAAUGGGACAAUCCCGAGAGAGGAAAGCAUGAUGGAAGCCACGAAGGGACUGUGUAUUUUAAAUGCAGGCACCCAACAGGAGGAUCAUUUAUUCGUCCGAAAAAGGUAAAUUUUGGAACAGACUUUCUUACUGCAGUUAAGAACCGCUAUGUGUUAGAAGAUGAACUGGAGGAAGAUGGAAAAGAACAAAUUGUUACAAUUGGAAAUAAACCUGUGGAGACUAUUGGUUUUGACUCUAUUAUGAAACAGCAAAGUCAGCUGAGCAAGUUGCAAGAAGUUUCUCUGAGGAACUGUGCAGUAAGUUGUGCUGGCGAGAAAGGAGGAGUUGCUGAGGCAUGUCCCAAUAUUAGAAAUGUUGAUUUGUCAAAAAACCUGUUGUCGUCAUGGGAUGAAGUGAUACACAUUGCUGAUCAGCUCAGACACCUGGAAGUCCUUAAUCUCAGUGAAAAUAAACUAAAAUUUCCCUCCGGUUCAGCACCUCUAACUGGAACGUUUUCUGCACUGAAGGUGUUAGUCCUCAACCGAACAGGAAUAACUUGGGCUGAGGCCCAUGUGCGGUGUGGCAGCAGGAGGCAUAGCCUCGACAUGCAGAAAGACGCCAGCACAUUUGUGGACCUGUGCAUGCUGCAGAAAUGCCCCACCAGCAACUGUGUCAUCAGUGGCAAGGACCACGCAUCCACAUGGAUGAAUGUGGCCAAGGUGCUGCGCUGUGCUGCGGGGUGCCCAGGCCUUGAGGAACUCUACCUCGAGUCUAAUGAGAUUUUCAUUUCUGAAAGGCCAACAGAUGUUCUCCAGACAAUCAAGUUAUUGGACCUUUCCUCUAAUCAAUUGAUUGAUGAAAAUCAGCUGUUUCUGAUAGCCCACCUGCCCAGGUUAGAACAAUUAAUCCUCUCUGACAUUGGAAUUUCUUCGAUACAUUUUCCGGAUGCUGGAAUUGGGUGCAAAACAUCCAUGUUCCCGUCCUUGCAGUACCUUGUAGUAAAUGACAAUCAGAUAUCACAAUGGUCCUUUUUCAAUGAGCUAGACAAGUUACCAAGCCUGCGGGCUUUGUCCUGCCUAAGAAACCCCCUGACCAAAGACGACAAAGAUAGGCAGACCACGAGGCAGCUUAUUAUCGCCAGAAUUGGCCAGCUGAAGACCCUGAACAAAUGUGAGAUUCUCCCAGAGGAGAGGUGGGGAGCUGAGCUUGACUACAGAAGAGCUUUUGGAAAUGAGUGGAAAAAGGCUGGUGGCCAUCAGGACCUGGACAAAAACAGACUCAGUGAAGAAUUCCUCACAGCCCAUCCUAGAUACCAGUUCCUCUGCCUGAAAUAUGGUGCACCUGAAGAUGGGGAACUCAAAAGACAACCACUUAUGCUCAAAAACCAGCUACUAACACUGAAGAUAAAAUACCCUCAUCAACUUGAUCAGAAAGUCCUAGAGAAACAACUGCCAGGCUCCAUGACAAUUCAAAAGGUGAAGGGAUUGCUGUCACGUCUUCUCAAAGUUCCGGUGUCAGACCUUCUGUUGUCCUAUGAAAGUCCGGAGGAGCCGGGCAGAGAAAUUAAGCUCGAAAAUGACCUCAAGUCAUUACAGUUUUAUUCUGUGGAAAAUGGAGAUUGUCUGUUAGUGCGAUGGUAACAACCAACUAAUGAAAUUUAGAGACUACACUGCUUAUGUCUGGGGUUCACCAGAAAUAAAUGAUUCACUGGAACAAUUCUGUCAAAAAAAAAAAAAAAAGGGGGUUACUACUUGCCCUAAGUAUAACAAGGGAUGUAGUUUAACAAUGGAUGUAUUUGUUUUUGGGAUGCGACCAUUUCUAGGCUAAUACAUAAUAGCUAUAAUAAAGGCUUUGAACCUA